GACUUUCUCCAUGCGACUCACAAUAACAAGAACAAGAACAAGAACAAGAAAAGAGAGGGAAACACAGAGAAAUGACGAUCGGCAUGCUGGAGGUUUUGCUCUUGGAUGCCCGAGGCCUUCAGGAUACCGAUUUCCUCGGUGGAAUGGACCCCUACGUUCUGAUUCAAUACAAAAAUCAAGAGCGCAAGAGCAGCGUCGCCCGAGGCGAAGGCGGGAGUCCAGUGUGGAACGAGAAGUUCACAUUCAGAGUGGAAUAUCCAGGGGGGGAAGGCCAGUACAAACUAGUUCUGAAAAUCAUGGACAAGGACACCUUCUCUGCUGAUGACUUCCUUGGCCAAGCCUCGAUCUACUUGGAGGAUCUGUUGGCCUUGGGAGUGGAAAAUGGAAAAGCUGAGCUACAUCCUUGCAAGUACAGAGUUGUUCGGACUGAUCAGACUUACUGUGGAGAGAUUCGAGUUGGCAUCAAUUUCACUCCAAAGGUAAAAGAGGAAAAAGAUGAAAUAGAGGUCGGAGGAUGGAAGGAAAGUGAUUACUAGUUUGCCGUAUGAGCUGGUGGAUAUACGGAUUCUCAUGCUCCAUUGUCUUUUAUUAGUCUAAAGGUGUUCAAUUGUUCAUUCUAUUAAAAAAAAGGUCAACAAACUCUUAUAUUAUGGGAAUGGAAUGGUUGUUUAAAGAUCCAAAUUGUAUUUGGAUUUACUUUUCAUGGCCGCCAUGGCGGCAUAUAAACCAGAAGUUAGUGGUCAA
This is a messenger RNA of Vitis riparia (riverbank grape), 744 nucleotides long. Its product is annotated as 16 kDa phloem protein 1. The transcript has 5 exons. The coding region runs from base 72 to 536 and encodes 154 amino acids. Lineage: Eukaryota; Viridiplantae; Streptophyta; Magnoliopsida; Vitales; Vitaceae. The record is from RefSeq and is a predicted model, not a curated record.